Molecule: messenger RNA, 1686 nt
Organism: Amblyraja radiata (thorny skate)
Lineage: Eukaryota; Metazoa; Chordata; Chondrichthyes; Rajiformes; Rajidae
Gene: sft2d1
Product: SFT2 domain containing 1
Exons: 8
Coding region: 153-632 (159 amino acids)
Biological process (GO): vesicle-mediated transport
Cellular component (GO): membrane
Source: RefSeq, a predicted model, not a curated record
CGCUGCUGGGCGGGCGGGCAACGUGGGGACGGCAUUGUGGUGACACCGCUGCCUUCCAGCUGCUUCCCGGGUCACUCACCGCUUCUGGAGGAUUUCAACCCAAGUUUCAUUUUCGGUUUUUUUUCUUCCACUUUGCGCGGGGAGGGAAUUAAAUGGAGAAAUUGCGGAGAGUUCUGAGCGGCCAGGAGGACGAGGAGCAAGGCCUAACGACGCAGGUCCUUGAUUCAACUUCACUCAGCUUUGGGACAAGGGUGAAAUGGUUUGCAAUAUGCUUUGCCUUUGGAGUUUGUUGUUCAAUUCUUGGAACAAUUUUGCUCUGGCUUCCUAAUGGAAUAAAAUUAUUUGCAGUUUUUUACACAAUAGGAAAUAUUGCUGCGCUUACCAGCACCUGUUUUCUUAUGGGACCACUGAAGCAACUGAAGAAAAUGGUUGACCCAAACCGCUUGGCUGCCACCAUUGUUAUGUUGCUGUGCUUCGUUUUAACAUUAUGUGCAGUGUUUUGGUGGCACAAGAAAGGACUUGCUCUAAUCUUCUGCAUAUUACAGUUCCUAGCAACAACUUGGUACAGCCUGUCAUAUAUUCCUUUUGCAAGAGAUGCUAUAAUAAAGUGUUGCACCUCUUGCAUUGGAUAAGUCCAGGAAGAAGGAAAAACUUGUUAAAUCCCAAGACUCUUUCCAAUGGCUCUUUGUGGCCACGGAGAAAGAUCUACAGACUGCAUAUUUUGUUACUUUGGUAACUAAGUACCACGUAUUUGUUUAUUUUGAUGUAUUACAAAGAAAAUGAUGUAAUAUUUUGUUUUUUAAAUCUCUACUGCACAUUACUGAUUAUACUGAACCAAAGAAUCAAGCCUUCAUCCUUUUACAAGGAAUUUCUAUCUCUAAAAGUAAUUAUUUCACAUUUGAUACCAUUCUGAUGCAUUUACCUUACUUAUGCCUUAAAUUGCUGUGCUGAUGUGAUAAAUAAAUUCUACUGAUACAUUUGUGUAAAGCUAAUAUAAUUAUAAUGAACAUGUAUUUUGCAAUGACUAAAACUGUGUGCCACUUUGUGCUGAAUAUUCCUAUUACUAGAAAUGAGCCUGUUUAUAAAAUUUGAAGCAGCAUUUCACUUAAUUAAAGAUCCGCCAAUUAAUUAAAAUUGCGUAGUUGUGAGUUUUAUUGAACUAUUUUCUUGCAGCCAGAAAGGGUGCUAAGUUAUUUAAAAUUGCAAAUGCAAGAAAGUGUUAUUACUGUAUGAAGAAUAAUUUUUCUUUGACUUCCAUUCAUUCAAAACCUUUGAAUUGCAGUAUGAAAUAUUUAGUUUAUAUCCAUAAAGCUAACGUUUUAAAAGCAGAAUUAAGUUGUUUCAGAAGUGAAAUCUUAGUGGAGUCAAUUUAUACUAAACUUCAAAAUACUUACCUCUCUUGUACAUAUGAUAUGGUUUGAUUAGGGGCAGCGAUACUGCACCUUUGCUUUAUACUUAUUCCUUGAUCUCUUCCCUCUCUUCACCUUGAGAGAGCUUUCAAACAUUCCAUUAAUCUUUAGGGUAGAGGACGGCAGGGGACUGGAUUAGAGGGUCCCCAAGUUCAAAUGUAGAUAUUGAAGGAGCAGAAUGUGCUACUGGCAACAUUGUUUUUCUGCAUUCAAAGUUUGAAUUGUUUCUGUUACAUUUGGUGCAUUUGCAAAUAAAUAAAAAUGGACAAAAAUGAAA